Molecule: messenger RNA, 1542 nt
Organism: Acanthamoeba castellanii str. Neff
Lineage: Eukaryota; Discosea; Longamoebia; Acanthamoebidae
Exons: 6
Coding region: 1-1542 (513 amino acids)
Source: RefSeq, a predicted model, not a curated record
AUGCAGGAGGGAGCUGACGUGAAGACGCUUCUGUCUUCCCUCUCCACGGUCACCCAACGCCUUCUGUUGAGUCACCUGGUCCCCGAAGAACCGCAGCCAGCGCGGGCCGCCCCGGUACUGUCGCGGCUGUGCGAACUGGUCGAGGCACGGGGGCCGCAGCAGCUGGGCGCGAGGCUUAACUACCACGUGCUGCGCAGCCUCUGCGCCACGCUUCAGCUCGAGCUGGCCUCGACAGCCCCGACCAAGGACGAGUGUCUCCGACAGUUCGUCGCCUUUCUCAGCGGGCGUCCUUCUGCCUACGCGCUACGUCGGCUGGCCCAGGAAGACCUUGACGUUCUUUUUGAGACUUUAGCUCCGACCGAGCAGAAGCCAACCACGAAAACCGCCCUGCGCAGGUUCCUCGCCACGGCCAUCACAAGCACGGGCGUGCGGUCGUGGCUGGACUCCCUGCCCAAGGAGCUGGCUGAGCGCGUGGCGUUCGAUCUGGACAAGGAGCCGGCCGAGGGAGCGAGUCUCACCGACACCAUUCUCACCGCCCCUCCCAAGCGGGAGUUCAACGUGGCCGACCCCGAUGACGAAGUCAUUCAAGAUGGCGAUGGCGAUGGCGACGACGACACCACCGUCCCUACCAAGAAGGAGAAGAAGGAACCGAUCAGGAGGGGUCGAGCGAUGCGACAAGUCGCCAAGAGGCGCAGGUCUGCGCCAGCGGCAGGUUCCAGCAAGCCACCGGCAAAGAAGAGGAAAAGGCGAGCCAGCGAGGUGGCUCAAGAUGAAGAAGAGGACCACGAGGAAGAAGAGGAGGAAGAGGGAAGCGAGGAUGCCGCCAUGUGCCAUCCUGAGGUGGCGACGCUGCUCCAGACCAUCGGCUUCCAUCGCCACGUCCCCCUGUUUGCCGAAAAGGGAGUCACCCCAGAGCGGCUGAUCGCGAUGAAGGAAGCGGACUUGACCAGGGAGCUGGGCAUGAGCCUCCGCAACACGCGGAACUUGACUGAGUGCCUGUCCACCCUGCGCAGGGAGCUGGCCGAAUGCAGGGCCACGGAACAGAGGAAACCUAGAACCAGGGCCGAGGUCCGUGACCUCGUCACCCAAGGCCGCAAGUGGGCGCGAGCGGACUCCUGCAAGGCCGGCAAGCAGAUCACCAUCAGCAAACUGCUCCCCUCGCUCCACCCAGCCAAGACCAGGCCUUCCCACCAUGUCAGUUCACCGCCCAAACCAGUCGGCCAGACCACCAGCGCUGGCGAUGCCGCCCGCUCCAGCGCAGCUGUGGUGCCUGGCACAGGCCGCCUUGUCCGCAGAAGGCGCCGCAUGCUGGCCCCCGCACCCGACGAAGGCCCAGAUGUGGAGGUGGACCUCGAUGUAGAAGACGACGUGAUCGUGAUGGAGGAGGACGGGAUCGAGGUGGGCGGGGAGAGGCCUGAAUCUAUGCACGAGAUCAUCAACGAUGACCUCGAAGAAGAGGAGUGGGACCCCACCGCCACCCAAAACUCAGGGUACAACCUGACCAAGAGGUUGGCAGAGGGAGUUGGCCCAGAAGAGGACUAA